AUGUCAACUGUACCACUUCUUACUGUCCCAGCUGAGGUAUGCAUUCGAAUUUUCGAUUAUCUCGAUAUACAUACUAUCCUUCGUUCAAUCCGCCGUAUUUGCACGCAACUCUAUGAAAUUGUCAACAAUUACAAUUGAAUUAAACUCAAUCUUGACACAGUUGAAGACGAGAAUUCCAAAUAUAUUUCGUGUGUCAUUAGACUUCAAAACAUGAUUUCAUUGAUUCUACGCAGCGGCUAUAGUGAUCCAGGUGGAAUUGAUUUAUUUCUCUUGUAUUUUUAUUUUCGUCAAUGCAUUAGACCUCGUUCGUUGAUUCUCAAUCAAAUCAACAAUGUCGAACUUGAACCAUUACUUCAGAAUGCUAGACUUUGCCUUUUAACUUCACUUUCGUUCGACAUACGUGAUAAUGAGGGUGUGGAUGUGGGUGUGGGUGUGGGUGUGGGUG
This is a messenger RNA of Rotaria sp. Silwood1, 445 nucleotides long. Lineage: Eukaryota; Metazoa; Rotifera; Eurotatoria; Philodinida; Philodinidae. The record is from the annotation of a GenBank genome assembly.